Guyanagaster necrorhizus is the source of this 1345-nucleotide messenger RNA. RefSeq lists its product as uncharacterized. Gene Ontology annotation, biological process: regulation of actin filament polymerization. Bases 1 to 981 code for a protein of 326 amino acids. Gene Ontology annotation, molecular function: protein binding. NCBI's taxonomy places the organism in Eukaryota, Fungi, Basidiomycota, Agaricomycetes, Agaricales, Physalacriaceae. The record is from RefSeq and is a predicted model, not a curated record. The transcript is spliced from 5 exons.
AUGCCUCCACGCGGAAACGAAGGACUAGAUUUCACGCCCAUUCUCACUCAUUAUCUUUUUCUCUUCACGUCUGUCUUGUCUAUUAUUGCAUGGUUUGUUGCAUUUAUCGGACAAUGUAUAGCAACGGCGCAAUUUUCCAAUGAUGUGGUCAACACUCAAUGGUUCGGAAUAUUCCUCCAGCUUUUUUUGAUUGUCGGGGUCCUCUACACCCUAGCCAGCGAUUCAAUCUCCAUGCAUCGCUUCCCAAUAUCUGUCUUCGGUGCCAUUGCCAUAGUGUACGCAGUUGAGGGCGUGCAAAAAGGGAUCUUCUCUUCAGCUGGCUCCUUAAAUGCCAUGGCAGCUGGCUGGCUCAUCCUCGCCAUAGUCAACAUCCUCUGGGUCCUCUAUUUCACCUCUGAAGAAGAUUCCCUUGCCUUGCAUGUCUUCAACUCCCUAGGCACAGGCGGCCUUACCCCACCAUCCCGGCGGCGCCGCACUCGCACCCAGAAUUCUGUGCAUAACAUAUCUACAACCAAUGGCUAUGCGGCCAACUAUGGCUCUGGAGGUGGUAUCGGCUCCUAUGAUGUUUAUAAGAUCGGCAGUGGUGCUGGAAGCGGUAAAGUCAGGAGUCAACAUAGUUUCACAGCGCCAACGGAAGGAGAGGGAAAGAGCGUUGGAGGAGGAAGCAUAACUGGCGUUACUAGCACUGCUCCCCCAGGUUCCAUAGGUGGCAUAGACAACAAUGGUCCCAAUUCGCCCCUCAUGGCUGGUGUCGGCGCUAGCAGUUUGAGCGGGCCUCCACUCACCGAGCCCUCAGAAACAGCUGCCAUAAAAGCCAAGGCACUCUACGCAUAUACUCAAUCUCCUGACGAUCCAAAUGAACUAUCUUUCAACAAAGGCGAAAUCCUUGAUGUCCUUGAUAAACAGGGCAAGUGGUGGCAAGCACGAAGAGCGGAUGGCACAACAGGAAUCGCUCCGUCAAACUACCUGCAGGUCAUAUAACGAUUCUAUGUCCUUGUCACGCUCUAUAUGAUCUGUCUGUUACGUUACGCCCAUACUACAUGCAUGAUCCUAUGUAAUUUCUCGGAGAACGUUACUAUUCAGCGUGCUUCUCUAUUCUCCCCCUCUUCUUCCAAUGUGUAAAGUAUCGUCUUCCCACAAUCUGUACCGCCGAUCUCGUAUCGCUGACUUUUGUGUGCUCUCUACUUUUUGUCUAUCUAUUGAGAUACCAUUUUCUCUAUCCGUUUCUUCAUGGAGACAGCGACGUGUAGCGCUCAGAGCAAUGAUGGUGGGAUCCUUCGUGAGAAAAAAUACAUCUGUUGUACUGUCGCUCAAAUGAUACAAGAUUCGGCUUUAUAUGCAAUGU